Capsicum annuum is the source of this 1209-nucleotide messenger RNA. Its product is annotated as septum-promoting GTP-binding protein 1. Lineage: Eukaryota; Viridiplantae; Streptophyta; Magnoliopsida; Solanales; Solanaceae. The transcript is spliced from 5 exons. Bases 115 to 975 code for a protein of 286 amino acids. Gene Ontology annotation, molecular function: GTPase activity; GTP binding. The record is from RefSeq and is a predicted model, not a curated record.
AGAGACUUGUCUUUUUUCUUUUAAGGCCAAAAGAAGAAGCUAAGCACUAUUAGCAUAGCUCCCUCUUGAGGCCUUUUUUUUUUUCUUUUCCUUUCAAUUCCCCUCAUAGAAAAAAUGACUAAACGUUUGCUACUUUGUUAUAGAAGAAUGGUUCAUUUGAAUAUGAAAAGGAAAAUCAUAUGCAAAUUUACUAUACUACAAAAAUAUUUUAACGCAUUUUGGAACAAAGUUCUUGCUUGUUGGUUAGGUAAGUCUAUUAGUUAUAGACAAUUGUCACAUAACCAAUCUUUUCCGGCCACCAGGGGAAUGCCAUCUCCGCCAGGGGCGGAGACGGCGUCUGAUGGAGGGUAUUCUGGGAGUUUGGUGUCCACAUGUUGUUGUGAUCAUUCUAAGGAUUCAUCUGAGGAUGUUGUUGCUUUGAAGAUUAGCCUUUUGGGUGACAAUCAAAUUGGAAAAACAAGUUUCUUGACAAAGUAUGUAGGAAAAGAGAAAGUUGAUGAAGGAUUGUCAACCAAAGGAUUAAAUCAGAUGGACAAAACUUUGUGUGUGAGAGGGACAAGAAUCUCAUAUAGCAUGUGGGAAGUUAAAGGUGAUGUUUCUGGCCCAACUCAAAUUCCAAUGGCUUGUAAGGAUUCUGUGGCAAUGUUUUUCAUGUUUGAUCUCACAAGUAGAUGCACACUCAGUAGUGUCCUUAGCUGGCAUCAACAAGCACGACAAUGGAAUCAGACAGCAAUUUCUGUAAUGAUAGGGACAAAGUUUGAUGAUUUUGUGAAAUUGCCAUUGGAUUUGCAAUGGACAAUUGCAAGCCAGGCAAGAGCAUAUGCAAAGGUGUUAAAUGCACCACUAUUCUUCUCAAGUGCAACCUACAACAUUAAUGUGAACAAAAUCUUCAAGUUCAUCACUGCUAAGCUCUUCAAUUUACCAUGGUCAUUGGAGAGAAAUCUCACAAUUGGUGAACCCAUAAUUGACUUUUAGGUUUUCUCUUGUUUUCUGUAAUUAAGAAAGAAAAAGAAAAAAAAAGGAAUUUUGCUUUUUUGUUGUUAAUUGUAGAUAGAUUUGAGAGAAUAAAAAAGAUUCAGAGAAAAAGAAAUGAUGAUUCACAUAGCCAACCGGUCACUGGUAAAUUGUUGCAACCAGUGAAAUUUCGAGUUGUCUUCAUAUGACAUUUUAUUCAUUUUGGAGAAAAUAUUUCCAUUUUCUUUUUCUCAA